Messenger RNA from Quercus robur (English oak), 1641 nucleotides. Its product is annotated as transcription factor bHLH113. The transcript has 5 exons. Gene Ontology annotation, molecular function: DNA-binding transcription factor activity, RNA polymerase II-specific; protein dimerization activity; RNA polymerase II cis-regulatory region sequence-specific DNA binding. NCBI's taxonomy places the organism in Eukaryota, Viridiplantae, Streptophyta, Magnoliopsida, Fagales, Fagaceae. Gene Ontology annotation, cellular component: nucleus. The coding region runs from base 364 to 1275 and encodes 303 amino acids. Gene Ontology annotation, biological process: regulation of transcription by RNA polymerase II. The record is from RefSeq and is a predicted model, not a curated record.
AAAGCCUGCGUUGUCACUUGUCACUACCACCACACCUUCUUCACUAGCUACAAAGUGACAGCAAACUCAAACCAAAAUCACAGUCACAAAACACUUUGGAAAAUAAUUAUUAACUAUUUUCAAAUUCUUUUAUGCCAUCGAAUUAAAAAAAUAUAUAUAUUUUUUUUUAAUAAUAAUAAUAAUACUCUCAUCCCCAAAAACAUAAAUGAAAAUCAAACCCCACACUUUACCAACCUUGUCUAUAUUUGUCUCCGUUACUUUUUCUUAGUGGUCCUCUCUUUUUCUCUCUCUGUCUCUCUGUGUCCGAGAUUAUAUCUUUGGUUUUGUUUAUCAUUUUGAGUGGUGGGGUGAUUUUUAAUUUUGAUGGCAAAGAAUGAGGGAUUUGUGGGGGACCAUCUGAGACUGAGAGGAGCACCUGCUGCUGCUACUUUCUCUCAGCUAUUGUUGGCAGAGGAUGAUGAUGAGAACAAUAAUGGUGUUGCUGUUGCCGUGGGUCUUGAUGUGGACCAGACCACCAGCUUCAACUACUCUUCUUCUGUGUUUUCUUCUGAAAAGCCACCCAAAAUGCUCUGCUUUGGGAACUAUCAUCAGAAGCACCACCAAGGAGAUCAGCUGGUAUAUCCACCAUUAACUGAGAAUAAUAUCACUAACACAAAUACUACCACUCCACAGAAAUCAGGGGUUACAUGCAGCGAUUCCUCAUCAGCUUCUUCUGGCAACAACAACAAUAACAACAGCUGUGUCACUUUGAGUGUGAACACUUUGUCAAAACCUGAUAAAAAGCGAAAUGGGUUCGGUCAGGAAUCGGCGCAGUGUGGUAGCGCCAUCACCACGGCUGUGGUGGCAACUCAGAGAACCUCUAAAAGAACGAAAACGGCGAAUCCUACACCAGCUGGCCAUGCAAAGAGGAAAGAGAAGUUAGGAGAAAGGAUCACAACAUUGCAGCAGCUUGUUUCUCCCUUUGGCAAGACAGAUACAGCCUCAGUGCUUCAUGAAGCGAUGGGAUAUAUCAGAUUUCUGCAAGACCAGGUUCAAGUCCUGUGCUCUCCUUACCUUCAACGCUUGCCCUCUUCUUCACAACACCACCUACCAAAACUUGGUGGAGAAAAUGGAGGCAGAGAAGCAGCAAGAAAGGAAUUGAGGAGCAGAGGGCUGUGCUUGGUUCCAGUGGAUUGCACCGUACACGUGGCUAACAACAAUGGUGCUGAUUUCUGGUCACCUGCAGCCAUGGGAAACAAUGUUUUUUCACCUUCAACAAAGCACAGUGAAUACUGAAUACUACUACUACUACUAGACCUAGUCUUGUCAAACUCAACUUUUUGUAAAUGGGGUAUCUUGUGCUUUGCCUAUAAUGGGGUAAGUUAACCUGUAAUGACGGCUCGUUUUUGAGGAAAAAAAGGUCAAAAAAUGGUAAAAGCUGACAGCCAUGAGAGUUUAGAAUCUAAGUUCACACUCACACAUGGCUAUGUUGAAACAUAGAAAAGUAGGUGAAAAAAGUGUUACGGAAACGAAAAGGGGUUGGUUUUUGCUUUUUGGGAAGGAAUACGUGUGUGUGGUUUGGGGAAUGGGAUAAAGCUUUUGGCAUGGCCUACACUUGUAAAUUUUGCAGGGUUAAACCAAUUACCAAGGCGAUUUUGAUAA